AUGCCGGCGGCAGCGGGCCGCGGGAUGCGCCUGAGGGUUCUGUACACAAAACACGUGACGCGCAAGCACAAGGUGUACCACGACGGCUUCCUGGAAUUGACAGAAUGUGGCCGAGGUGCCAAGCUGAUCACCGAGUCUGGGGAGCGGCUAGGAGGCGGGCGGGUGCCCGGGGGAGUGGCGAUCGAGCCCAAUAGCGAAGGGCUGGGAUUCAUCGACGGGUACAUCAUCAAUUGCGAUGGGAUCGAGGAAGGCGGGGAGAAUUUGGCCCACGGUGGGACGCAGGGCAGAGAUCCGAGAUUUGCGGGGACUGGAAGGGGGUGUGGGGUUGUGGGGGAGAGGUGCGGAGGCGGGGGCCGAUUGAUGCCGCGGGGGAGGCGCUUUGAUGUGCAAUCGUCUCAUCGGCGUCCGGCGAUGGUAUCAGGAGCGGCGGUGCGGUCCGGCGGCGUGGGAGCGCAAGGCGAAGGAGGCCUUUGGAAGAGAUCAGAUGAUGAAAUACUCAGAUUGUUCAAGGGCAUUGGGCAGCAUGAGUCGGGAGGUCCGCCAGCACAACAGAACCUUGCCAUAUCGAAGCAACCCCUAUGCGAUGCCAACCUUCCUACAGUCCCAGAGUCUCCAAAAGCUCGUCAACAUCUUCUGAAGCCAGCUGUGCCAAGGUUCAAGCGCCCGCGCUUAACAUUCUCCCAGGGUUUGAGCAUGGCUGGACUUCCAAUAUCUGAAAAUGUAGGCCCAGCUCUGAAUAAUGGGGAACAGAAUGUUGAGGCCCCUUUCCAGCCUUCGUGCCAGGGUGCGCAUCCCAGUCAGGGCCCUAGGGCUCAGCAACCAGCUCUGACUACACUCCAGCGUGCAGAAUCUGCGGCCCAUUGUUCCACAUCUGCAAUCCAAUCGCCAUUGGAAUCAUUGCAAUGUGGUGAGAACAACAGCAAUCUUGAAUCUGCAGUGGCAGCGGCAGUUAGUGAUCUCCACCACGAUGAAGUUGCUGGGGUUGAGAUGGCAGAUGUUCGAAUUUCCAGCAAUUGCGCUUACCCCAGUGUGGAAAUAAUCGAUAUCCCAAACCAGCACGAGGCUGCAGCUGCCAAAGCCCCCCCUGCAUCAAUGGACCCCCUUGUGUCCAAAUUUUCAGAAAGCGCCUGGAGGGAUGCUGCUGACACAAAAAAAGAAAAGCACUUGGCACGCCCAUUGAGAAAGGGGUUCGUCCUUCCUUUGCGAAGAAAAACCGACCAUGAUUCACUUUGUACGGAUGGAACAGCUGCCAGGAAGCAUCCGGAUGCAUUUGCAAGGCCGCAGUCAGAAGCAAUGGUGGGCAAGCUUCCAGCAGUAGUUGACAAGAAAGCUACAGGGGGCAUAUUUAAAACAAGGGCUGCUGCUGGCACUGGGCCUCUGUCAGCCAGUCAGGCGAAAGCUGCAACUGCUGCAGUGCCAGAGGUGCAUUUUGCGGGGCGCACUGACGGCCCUCUGCAGCGCUGUGUGACAGUGCCGACUGAGUUCAAUGGGAUAGAGGCAUAUGUGGGUUGCUGGCGACAGGCCCUCGCAGAGGAGCUCAGCCUCAAGCUGGCGGCAGUUGCAAGGCGAUUCUAUGCUGCCUUGGAUCAGGUACCAUGCAUGAAGGGCAAGGCGCUUAGUCAUCAAGCUGCACUAAAGUUGGGGAACGCCAUGUGCCAACGGGGUAUCGGUUACAUCGCCAAUAGCACGCUAGCUGUGUGCUGCCCUUUUCAAAAGAAGAAGUGGAAGCCGUUCACAAAGCGCAGCAGGGACGGUUCUCCACAGGCAGAGGAAGGUGAUGAUGGCCAACAGGAGGAGAAGCUCUUUCUUACUCUCAAUGGCCACGAUCGCAAGCUCAACUAUAGGAAGAGUGAUAUGUGGGUGAUCAGCCCUGACCCACAUUUUGAAGCCUGUCCAGAACAAGCUGCUUCUGCGGGCCCCAGCACUCCAUGGGUGGCCAUUUGCCGCAGCCUCUGGCAUGGGCCCAACAAAGAGGGCAAGAUGCAGGUCGAAUUUAUGUCCAGGCGUCCCACAGAUCUGAAAAAGAGCCAAACGGUGGCCGCACUGCAUGGCCAGGAGGCAGCUGGUGAGCUGUGCACAUUGGAGUGCCUAGGGGCCCUAUGCCGGGCCAUGAUGCGGACCAUGCCAGUCAUGGGGAGCCUGUUGAACAGGUCGGCUCAGUGCGGAAAGGGAAUCGCCGAAUGCACCCCAGGCGCAUGGCCAGCAAUAGUCCAAGACUUCAAUCUGAACCCUGACCAAGCUGAGGUCGUCAAACUGGCAUCAACGUGGGUCUUUGGUCGCAACAGCGCCAGGCCAGCGUCCCGGAUCUGCCUCGUCCACGGGCCGUUCGGCUCCGGCAAGAGCACCCUUCUGGUCUCCCUCAUCCACCUGUUCGUGUCCCCAUCGCAUCGGCCCUUUUGCGACCAAACGGCUGGGCAGACACGGAAACCGGAAAGCCGGACGGGUCCACGGGCAUCCAAGCAGAAACAGGAAAAGGAGAAAGAAAUUGGAGCAGAAAAGGAAAUAGAAAUAGAAAAAGAAGAAGAAAAGGGAAUGGAAAAAAAUUCUGAAAAAGAAACUGGAAAUGGAAAAGAAAAGGGAGAAAGAAAAGAAAAAGAAAAGGGAGAAGGAGAAGAAGAAGAAAAGGGAAAGGGAAAAGAAAAAAGAAAAGAGAAUAGGGAGGGAAAAGGAAAUGCUGUUCCGUCGUUACACUGGGCACGGCCCCGCGUGCUGGUGGCCGCGCACACCAACGUGGCCGUCGAUCGGAUCCUGCUGGGCCUGCUGGCCCGUGGCUUCUCGGACUUCGUGCGGGUGGGGUGCGUCUCUCGCAUCGCUAAGCCCGUGCUGCGGCACUCGAUCCACUGCGGUGAUGGCGGGGCGGCAGGGGAUGGCGCGGUGGCGGAGCUGAGGAAGAUGCUGAGGGAGGCGACCAGCAGGGAGGCGGAGGAGAUAGUUAGGAGGGAGCUCGCAGAGGCGGAGAGCGGGGCGCAGCAAAAACGAGUGCGGCGCCUUCGGGCCGCGCCCGUCGUUGGCGUAACAUGUGCAUCGGUGAUGCACCCAAUGCUGGAAGGCAACAGGUUCGAUGUCGUCAUCCUCGAUGAAGCCACGCAGAUGACGGAGCCCAACAGCAUCCUGCCCCUCGUCAGGGCAGGGGCCAGGUGCACAAGCGGACGGCAGGACAAGAUGCCCAGUAGGAAUGUCUUUGCGGUGGUGCAUCCCGUUCGUACUAAGAACGAUGAUGACAUCACCACGCACGUGUCGUUUCUUCUAUUUUGA
Molecule: messenger RNA, 3255 nt
Organism: Ostreobium quekettii
Lineage: Eukaryota; Viridiplantae; Chlorophyta; Ulvophyceae; Bryopsidales; Ostreobiaceae
Source: the annotation of a GenBank genome assembly